UCUUCUUCUUCUUCUUCCUGGCGUUCUGCAGCUCCCGGACUGGACGAUUGGCUGAAGCGAGGCGCGCGCUGGGCAUCAUCGGUUCCAUCCUCUAACCCCCUGCGCAUCCCUUAUGCGCUGGUCUCGUCACGGGAUUGCUCGUGAAGAAGUCCGUUCUUGCUUCCUCUACAUAGCACGACCUUCAUUUCUUGUACUCAAAUGUAGCUGCCGUACGGGUUCUGCCAAUACUGCUGUUAGCAAUAGGAGACAGUAUAACAGCUGCGCUUUAUCGGAAUCACAUAGUGGGAGGCUUUCUUACCACGGUCAAGUCGUAAAUCUUCCAUCUAGAAGGGAGUUGAGCAAUCUGGGUUAUUCUCUGAAAGUUGCAUGUGGUGAACCGGACUCUAUUCUCCAAGCAGAUAGUUUGCAGCACCGGUUCAAAAAAUGGCAAGAACUAACGAAAAAUAAGCUCACGGCAAGCACUUUUAAUGCAGCGAUUGGCUUUUGGCGUCAGCCAAGAGUCCAGCUCUGGUUAGAAAAACUUGGCUUGAUUGAGCCAUUUUCUGGUAACCUGGCUACCUGUUGGAAUAAUAUAAAGGAAAAGGAGGCGCUUGAAAGCUACGAGCAGAUCACUAGAUAUAAUGUCGAUUUGCCUGAGUUUCAAGUUUAUGGAAACAAUAAUCCCGAAGACAGUUGGCUUGCUGCUUCACCUGAUGGAGUAGUUGACUAACUUGUUCGCGGCUUGCCCUGCAAAGGAGUUCUAGAGAUCAAGUGCCCAUUCUUCAAUGGAGAUAUGAAUAGAGCUUCCCCAUGGUCUCGGAUUCAUCUAAAUUACAUUCCUCAAGUGCAAGGUUUGAUGGAAAUUUUAGACAGGGAUUGGAUGCAUUUCUAUGUAAGGACUCCCAGAGGCAGCAGUCUUUUCAGAAUAUACCGCGAUAAGGAAUAUUGGGAUCUUUUGAAGCUUGCUCUUUCUGAUUUCUGGUGGAAGCAUGUGCAGCCAGCGAGGGAGCUGUGUAGUAAAUGCGAGAUAACUAAUCCCUUAUAUCAACUCAGAUCAUUUCGUCCUGCACCGAGGCAUGAAUUAUGUAGUCGUAUGGUCUGUGAAAGCAAGCGCAUUGUGGACUCAUCCGAACUAAUAUUUUAUGAAAUUAAUGGCCCACUCCAACGUUGACAUCUGGACAGCCAUAAAAUGAGUUAUUAGAGAAGCUUUUGGCGCGACUUAAUGUGAUCAAAAGUCAUCUCAUGCAUUGUGGAGGAUUUGAUUAGGACUUUAAGAUACAGAAGCAUCUAGAUAAAGCUUCAUGCUUCUGGACUUUAUGAUAGUGAAGCAAUCUAUGAAGAAUGCAGGGUAAAGCUUCAGACUUUUCCUUUCACCGGACUCUAAAAUGCUGGAUACUAUCACACCAAAAUGCUGCUUUGAGGUGAUGCUGAAGUACGCUAAUUGAUAAUACCAUGAGAGGAUGGGUAGCAUUCUCGUUCACUGUGAAAGAUUGUACUAAAAAGACUGGGACAUUUUUGUGUAA
Molecule: messenger RNA, 1502 nt
Organism: Syzygium oleosum
Lineage: Eukaryota; Viridiplantae; Streptophyta; Magnoliopsida; Myrtales; Myrtaceae
Exons: 2
Coding region: 113-709 (198 amino acids)
Source: RefSeq, a predicted model, not a curated record